Odobenus rosmarus divergens (Pacific walrus) is the source of this 5597-nucleotide messenger RNA. It is a transcript of the gene KIF13B, whose product is annotated as kinesin family member 13B. Gene Ontology annotation, biological process: microtubule-based movement; regulation of protein localization. The transcript is spliced from 41 exons. Lineage: Eukaryota; Metazoa; Chordata; Mammalia; Carnivora; Odobenidae. The record is from RefSeq and is a predicted model, not a curated record. Bases 33 to 5597 code for a protein of 1854 amino acids. Gene Ontology annotation, molecular function: ATP binding; microtubule motor activity; cell adhesion molecule binding. Gene Ontology annotation, cellular component: adherens junction.
GGAAGCCGAGGGAGAGUCUCGGCGGCAGCAGGAUGGGGGACUCCAAAGUGAAAGUGGCCGUGCGGAUCCGGCCCAUGAACCGGAGAGAAAUUGACUUGCAUACCAAAUGUGUGGUGGAUGUAGAUGCAAACAAGGUUAUACUUAGUCCUGUAAAUACUAAUCUUUCCAAAGGAGAAGCCCGAAGCCAGCCAAAGGUGUUUGCAUAUGAUCACUGUUUCUGGUCUAUGGAUGAAUCAGUCAGAGAAAAGUAUGCAGGUCAAGAUGAUGUUUUCAAGUGCCUUGGGGAGAAUAUCCUUCAGAAUGCUUUUGAUGGUUACAAUGCAUGUAUCUUUGCAUAUGGACAGACUGGAUCUGGAAAAUCUUAUACCAUGAUGGGCACAGCUGACCAACCUGGAUUAAUUCCAAGACUUUGUAGUGGACUCUUUGAACGAACUCAGAAAGAGGAAAAUGAAGAGCAGAGUUUUAAAGUAGAAGUGUCCUAUAUGGAAAUUUAUAAUGAAAAAGUUAGAGACCUUCUUGAUCCCAAAGGAAGUCGUCAAACGUUAAAAGUCAGAGAGCACAAUGUUUUGGGACCCUAUGUCGAUGGACUUUCCAAACUGGCUGUCACAAGCUACAAGGAUAUUGAGUCUUUGAUGUCUGAAGGUAACAAGUCUCGCACAGUUGCUGCCACCAACAUGAAUGAGGAGAGUAGUCGAUCUCAUGCAGUCUUCAAAAUCACCCUUACACAUACUUUAUAUGAUGUGAAGUCUGGGACAUCUGGAGAGAAAGUGGGCAAACUGAGCUUGGUUGAUUUAGCUGGUAGUGAGCGAGCAACGAAAACCGGAGCUGCGGGGGACAGGUUGAAGGAGGGGAGCAACAUCAACAAGUCCCUCACAACCCUCGGUCUGGUUAUCUCAGCCCUAGCAGAUCAGAGUGCUGGCAAAAACAAGAAUAAAUUUGUUCCAUAUCGUGACUCAGUUCUCACUUGGCUGCUCAAAGACAGUCUUGGGGGUAACAGCAAGACAGCCAUGGUGGCCACCGUCAGUCCAGCAGCCGAUAACUAUGAUGAAACCCUUUCAACUCUGCGGUAUGCAGAUCGCGCCAAGAACAUCGUGAACCAUGCUGUGGUGAAUGAGGAUCCUAAUGCACGAAUUAUCCGGGAUCUCCGGGAGGAAGUAGAAAAGCUCCGAGAGCAGCUAACCAAAGCGGAGGCAAUGAAAUCUCCAGAACUGAAAGAUCGGCUAGAAGAAUCAGAGAAGCUAAUCCAGGAAAUGACCGUGACCUGGGAGGAGAAACUAAGGAAAACCGAGGAGAUUGCACAGGAGCGACAGAAACAGCUUGAGAGUCUUGGAAUAUCUCUUCAGUCUUCUGGGAUUAAAGUUGGGGAUGAUAAAUGCUUCCUUGUUAAUCUGAAUGCUGAUCCUGCUCUGAAUGAACUUCUGGUUUACUAUUUAAAGGAACAUACAUUGAUAGGUUCAGCAAAUUCCCAAGAUAUCCAGCUCUGUGGAAUGGGAAUUCUUCCUGAACAUUGUAUUAUAGACAUCACAGCAGAAGGCCAGGUCAUGCUGACUCCUCAGAAGAACACCAGAACAUUUGUAAAUGGCUCUUCCGUAUCUAGUCCUAUACAACUCCACCACGGGGACAGGAUAUUAUGGGGAAACAACCACUUCUUCAGACUGAAUUUGCCUAAAAAGAAAAAGAAAGCAGAUCGGGAGGAUGAGGAACAUGACACCUCCGUGAAGAACGAUACCAGUUCUGAGCAGCUCGACAUAGACGGGGACUCCUCCAGUGAGGUUUCCAGUGAAAUCAACUUCAAUUAUGAAUAUGCGCAAAUGGAGGUUACCAUGAAGGCUCUGGGUAGUAAUGAUCCAAUGCAGUCCAUAUUGAACAGCCUAGAACAACAGCAUGAAGAAGAAAAACGAUCUGCAUUGGAGCGCCAGAGGCUUAUGUAUGAACAUGAAUUGGAGCAGCUACGAAGAAGGCUGUCUCCUGAGAAACAAAACUGUCGUAGUGGGGACAGGUUUUCUUUCCAUUCACCCAGUGCUCAACAGCGACUGAGACAGUGGGCCGAAGAGAGAGAAGCGACGCUGAAUAAUAGCCUGAUGAGGCUGAGGGAACAAAUUGUGAAAGCCAAUCUGUUGGUGAGAGAAGCUAGUUACAUUGCAGAGGAACUGGAUAAAAGAACAGAGUAUAAAGUAACCCUGCAGAUUCCAGCCUCCAGCCUCGAUGCCAACAGGAAGCGAGGCUCUCUUCUUAGUGAACCUGCAAUCCAGGUGAGAAGAAAAGGAAAAGGAAAACAGAUUUGGUCUCUAGAAAAACUGGACAACAGGUUGCUGGAUAUGAGAGACCUUUAUCAGGAGUGGAAAGAGUGUGAAGAAGAUACCCCGCUCAUACGGUCUUACUUCAAGCGUGCUGAUCCAUUCUAUGAUGAGCAGGAAAAUCAUAGUCUCAUUGGGGUGGCGAAUGUUUUCCUCGAGUCCCUCUUCUACGAUGUGAAGUUACAGUAUGCUGUUCCAAUUGUCAACCAGAAAGGAGAGGUGGCAGGUCGGCUGCAUGUCGAGGUGAUGCGAAUAAGUGGUGACAUUGGGGAAAGAAUUGCUGGAGGUGAUGACACCACAGAUCUCUCCUGUGAUAAGGAAACCCAGGAAAACAGACUCGUGUGCAUGGUUAAAAUACUCCAGGCCACUGGGUUGCCACAGCAUCUGUCCCACUUUGUGUUCUGCAAAUACAACUUCUGGGAUCAGCAGGAGCCAGUAAUUGUUGCACCCGAAGUUGAUACCUCCUCCUCCUCUCCUGUCAGCAAAGAACCUCAGUGCAUGGUUGUCUUCGAUCAUUGCAGUGAGUUUUCUGUUAAUAUUACUGAAGACUUCAUUGAGCAUCUUUCAGAAGGGGCUUUGGCAAUUGAAGUAUAUGGCCAUAAGAUGAACGAUCCUCGGAAAAACCCAGCCCUGUGGGAUUUGGGGAUAAUCCAAGCAAAAACACGUAGUCUUCGGGACAGAUGGAGUGAAGUUACCAGAAAAGUAGAAUUCUGGGUCCAAAUCUUGGAACAGAACGAGAAUGGUGAAUACUGCCCUGUAGAAGUAAUUUCUGCAAAGGAUGUGCCAACAGGAGGAAUCUUUCAACUCCGGCAGGGACAGUCCCGGCGAGUCCAAGUGGAAGUGAAGUCUGUGCAGGAAUCUGGGACUUUACCACUGAUGGAAGAAUGUAUAUUGUCUGUUGGCAUUGGAUGUGUAAAAGUUAAAACGCUCAGAUCCCCCAAGACUCAUGAGACCUUUCAUGAGGAAGAGGAGGACAUGGACAGCUACCAGGAUCGGGAUUUAGAGAGACUACGUAGAAAAUGGUUAAAUGCAUUAACAAAACGUCAGGAGUACUUAGAUCAACAACUGCAGAAGCUUGUCAGUAAACAUGAUAAAACAGAGGAUGAUGCCGACCGUGAAGCUCAACUUCUAGAGAUGAGGCUGACUCUGACCGAGGAGCGGAAUGCAGUAAUGGUCCCCUCCGCUGGCAGUGGUAUUCCAGGGGCCCCAGCUGAAUGGACCCCAGUUCCUGGGAUGGAAACACACAUUCCAGUUAUAUUCCUUGACUUAAAUGCUGAUGAUUUCAGCUCCCAAGAUAAUCUUGAUGACCCAGAAGCUGGUGGAUGGGAUGCUACUCUCACUGGGGAAGAAGAAGAUGAGUUCUUUGAACUGCAGAUUGUAAAACAGCACGAUGGAGAGGUGAGAGCAGAAGCCUCUUGGGACUCUGCCGUGCACAGCUGUCCUCAGCUCAGUAAAGGCACCCCAGCGGAUGCGCGCGUGUAUCUGAUCGUGCGGGUGACAGUGCAGCUCAGCCAUCCGGCCGACAUGCAGCUGGUGUUACGGAAACGAAUUUGUGUCCAUGUUCAUGGCCGGCAGGGUUUUGCUCAGAGUCUCCUAAAAAAGAUGUCACAUCGAAGUUCUAUUCCUGGCUGUGGAGUGACUUUUGAAAUUGUCUCCAAUAUUCCAGAGGAUGCCCAGGGAGUAGAGGAACGAGAAACAUUAGCAAGAAUGGCAGCUAAUGUUGAAAACACGGCUUCUGCUGACUCAGAGGCUUAUAUUGAAAAAUACCUCAGAAGUGUGCUGGCUGUGGAGAACCUUCUUACUUUAGAUCGUCUCCGCCAGGAAGUUACUGUGAAGGAACAGUUGACAGGAAAGGGGAAGCUGAGUAGGAGGAGCGUUAGCUCUCCCAACGUGAACAGAUUGUCUGGCAGCCGACAAGAUCUUAUUCCAACCUACAGUCUAGGCAGCAAUAAGGGCCGGUGGGAGAGUCAACAGGAUGUAUCGCAAACUGCAGUUUCCAGAGGAAUAGCUCCAGUUGCCCCAUCCCUCCCUGACUGUCCCCCAAAUAACCAUUCUCCUGAUCCAGGACUUAGUAGCCUUGCAGCCUCGUACUUGAAUCCAGUAAAAUCCUUUGUGCCACAGAUGCCAAAGCUCUUGAAGUCUCUUUUCCCUGUCCGCGAUGAGAAAAGGGGCAAACAGCCUUCUCCCCUCGCACAUCAGCCCGUGCCCCGAAUCAUGGUGCAGGCUGCCCUUGCGGACGCCGGGAUGACCAGAGUGGGGGAGGCUCACCGAGAGAGCGUGGGGAUCAGUGCGGCCCCCAAUGUGACUGCGCACCCGGCCCCCGUGAAGCUCUACGACAGACCGACCAAGGCGCCUGCCCCGCAGGCGGCCGCUGCCGGCGCCCAGGCCCCUGAGGUGCAGGAGGGGCCGCCCAGCCCCCUGAGCGAGGCCUCCAGCGGCUACUUUUCCCAUAGCGUCUCCUCCGCCACGCUGUCCGAUGCGUUCGUCCCUGGCCUGGACAGCGCGGCGACAGCGGGCGGGCAGACCCCCGGCUCGCCCCCGCCGGCCCUCUGCCAGGCCACCCCGGAGACGGAGCUCCCGCUUACCCCGACCGCUCCCGCAGCAGACGAGCCGGCCGCGGGCUCAGAGCUGGACGCCCCCACACCCCAGGUUCCUCCCGACCUCCUGUCUCUGUCCCCUGCUCCCGCGUCUCCGUUCAGAAUCCAGAAGGUGCGGACCUCCGAGCUGAAGUCGUUCACGCGCAUGCUGGGCGGAGACCCCAGCUGCCAGUCGGCGGCCGAGGAGGACCUGCUGGCCUCGGGGGCGCUGGGCGUCGGCGGGGCCGGGGUACCGGCCCUGGGAAAGCUGGAAGUGUCCUCCGAUUCUGAAGAAGCCAGCGAAGUCCCAGAGUGGCUCAGAGAGGGGGAAUAUGUCACCGUGGGCACCAACAAAAUGGGCAUCGUGAGAUACAUCGGGCCCACCGACUUUCAGGAGGGGACGUGGAUCGGAGUGGAGCUGGACUUACCUUCAGGUAAGAAUGACGGCUCCAUCGGAGGGAAGCAGUACUUCAAGUGCAACCCCGGCUAUGGGCUGCUGGUGAGGCCAGGCCGGGUGCGCAGAGCAGUGGGCGUGGGCCGGCGGCGUGGCGCAGGGCUCCGGCCGCAGGGCGCCCCCGAGCCCCGCAGGAGCAGCACCCUCUCCGGCUCCGCCACCAACCUGGCCUCCUUGACAGCGGCUCUGGCCAAGGCGGAGGGUGCCACGGCACUGAGGGCCGACAGGAGCCAUAAGAACCCUGAGAACCGAAAAUCCUGGGCCAGCUAA